Diospyros lotus (date-plum) is the source of this 903-nucleotide messenger RNA. Its product is annotated as 60S ribosomal protein L12-like. NCBI's taxonomy places the organism in Eukaryota, Viridiplantae, Streptophyta, Magnoliopsida, Ericales, Ebenaceae. The record is from RefSeq and is a predicted model, not a curated record. Bases 148 to 648 code for a protein of 166 amino acids. Gene Ontology annotation, molecular function: structural constituent of ribosome; large ribosomal subunit rRNA binding. Gene Ontology annotation, cellular component: cytosolic large ribosomal subunit; ribosome. The transcript has a single exon. Gene Ontology annotation, biological process: translation.
GUAGAGCGAGUGAAGCCCUGGUGGAAAAACCCUAGAUUUAUAAAACCCAUCGUUCCCUCGCCUGCGGCGCUCGCCUCACUUCACAACCCCAUCCCUACCCGAGUCUCCGGAGCCGCCGCCGCCGCCGCCGCCGCGACAACCACCACAAUGCCGCCCAAGUUCGACCCUACCCAAGUCGUCGACGUCUACGUACGCGUCACUGGCGGCGAAGUGGGAGCGGCGAGCUCUCUCGCCCCCAAAAUCGGACCGUUGGGUCUAUCUCCAAAGAAAAUCGGAGAAGACAUCGCCAAAGAGACCGCGAAGGACUGGAAAGGACUCCGAGUCACUGUCAAGCUCACCGUCCAGAACCGCCAGGCCAAGGUCUCCGUCGUGCCCUCCGCCGCGGCGCUGGUCAUCAAGGCCCUUAAGGAGCCCGAGCGCGACCGCAAGAAGACUAAGAACAUCAAGCACACCGGCAACAUUUCCCUGGAUGACGUCAUCGAGAUUUCCAAGGUCAUGCGCCCCAGGUCCAUGGCCAAGGACUUGAAAGGCACCGUCAAGGAGAUCCUCGGCACCUGCGUGUCCGUUGGAUGCACCGUCGACGGUAAAGACCCCAAGGAUUUGCAGCAGGAGAUCACCGAUGGUGAUGUCGAGAUUCCCGAAGAUUAAAUAUAUCGCAGUAUUAGAGGUUAAAUUUUGGCUAUGCGUUUGUUUCAUGCAUUUGAUUCGACGUUGAGUUGAAUGAAUAUUUAUCUUGGUUGUAUGAUGUUUUUUUUUUUAACGUCAUGAUGUCGAUUUAGUGUAGGUAUUUGGUUGUGCAAGUCUUGAACGGACCUUUUCUGGGCUAUUAUAUGCUUGCUAUAGAUGAUUGAUAUUUCUUUUCCGUUUCUAAUAAGAAUAUUAUGAUCUGUGAUAGUUAAGCUA